This is a messenger RNA of Lucilia cuprina (Australian sheep blowfly), 3102 nucleotides long. RefSeq lists its product as uncharacterized. Bases 1054 to 2970 code for a protein of 638 amino acids. Lineage: Eukaryota; Metazoa; Arthropoda; Insecta; Diptera; Calliphoridae. The record is from RefSeq and is a predicted model, not a curated record. The transcript is spliced from 6 exons.
AAGGUGGUCGGCACGCAAGCGCACAAAAUUUACAAAUAACUGAUUAAUUUAUUAACACAAACAGAAAAGAGCAAAGAAAGUCAAAAAAAGUUUAUGACAAGUGUAAAAACUCGAUUAAAAAUUAUUUUGUAUUUUGUUAUGUGCGGUAUGCAAACGAAUACAUACUGGAAAGGCCUAUAAUAAAUAGAAAAUAUAGUUAACGAAGCAUGCGCUUUGAAAUAAAAGAGUAAUAAUUCUAAAGAGAAGAGAGUUUAGUUAAAAAGUUCCUACGGUUAUUUCUUAUAAGAAAGUACUAACGCUUUAUGCUAGAUUGAAAACGAAGCGAAAACAAAGCAACACUGAAUUGUAUUUUUUUUAAAUAUACAUAUAUAUAUAAAAAGAGGUCGCGCCGUCUUAAACGUGAGUUUAAGAACACGUUAUAAUUAACAAAGAAAUAAUACAAAGCUAUCGAUGUAACUUUCCAAAAAAUGGAACGCGUUUUUUAGAAUUUUAACAACAUAAAAAUGCAACAUACAACUACUGCACGACGAACAAACGUGUUGGGAUGAAAGUGCAAUUUCUUGAAAACAUAUUAAAAAUAAAUAAUAAAAGAAAAAAGAAAAAGAUAAUCAAAUUAACACAUGAAAUAUAAACGGGCUUUACCACUUUGCAAGACUCGCGCGGCGACUGAUAUCAAAUUGAAUUAAACCACUUAAACUAAAUUAAUGAAUGAGUGACUUUCGUAAAUUGAAAAUAAACAAAAGCUUCGCGACAUAACGAAAUUUCUUGGCUAAAGUAAACAUUAUUAAACUAUAUACAUACAGUGAAUGAAUAACAACAUUAUUACAGUGUUAUGUAAUAGAAGCAAUACGAGUUAUAACAAUAAAAACCUAAACUGAUCACAAUCUUCUUCAUAAAAAGCAGCAAGAAAAUUGUAAAAUAGAAACUAAUAAACAAUCCAUUAAAAACACACAUACACGUGAAAAAAACCCUCUAGAAGUAGUAGUUUGUAUUGGUCAAUUAAACUAAAUGUAAUACAUACAUCUGCCUCAAAUACAAUCAUUAUUUACUAGGAUGUCAAAUAAAACUAUAAAAAAAUAUAAUAAUAAAUUUCAACUGCAGCACUUUCUAGUACUUUCAUAUGAACAGCAAAAGCAACACAAAAAACAAUCUCCUCCUAAAUAUCGUUACAAUCAUGGAAUAAAUGGUAAAAGUAGAGGCAGUAAUAGCUGUGGCAUUUGUUGGAUUUUAUGCAGUGUACUUGUUCAAUUACUUUAUGCCACUGAAAGUGUGGCUCAAAAUGUUGCUGCUGUUGCACCACUAGCAAACCACAUUCCAUCUGCAGAUUUAGUUGUAACAUCUUCAAUAGAUGCCACUGAAGUUGUUGCUACUGUUACUGCUAAAACCUUUACUGAAAAUAAUUCAAGAGUUAAUAAACGUAGCCACCAUUCAACAUUCUCAGACUUGGACAAAGAAGUAGUGGAACGUUUAAUCAAACAAUGGGCCCCCGUCGUAUGGUUGGCUCCAGAAGAGAAAUUCAUGCCCCUUGGUGUGGAAGAAUUUUUAGCACAUGUCCAUCCUGAAAGUAAAGACAAUUCUUUCACGCCUGGAAUGCCAUUCGGAGAUAAUUCUGAAAAAUCAUUCUUAGUAACGAACACAGAAAUAGAUAAACUGUUAGAGAAUGAAACAUCAUUUAUACACGGACGCAAUCCUAAUAUAACUCCCGUGCCUAUAUACGCUGUAGUGACAUUAUGUAAUCAAGAUAAAAUUCAUCCUGCAAAACAGCAACAAAUAGAAAUUUUGCCGUCCGUACAGUCAUUGCCGUCAAUACCUUCAUCUUUCCAAACUAAUUAUUCGCCACAAUUAUCAAAACCGGUAUUGCAGCAUGGUUUUAUGCCAACAUCAUUAGAAUUAACUAAACCGACUAGAGGACCUUAUAUUCCAGUUACUUUGGGACCCCAAAAUGACGGUGAAAAUACUAUAAGGCGUUCUUCACGGUUAUAUCCCAUGUUUCAUAAAGCUAAAAGGAGUUUAUCAAAUACCCCCAUUCCACCAUCAGAUUCUGUACCACCAUAUGAAUUGGUAAUGGGAGAAUCUAUGCAGAAUAUUCAUAUCGAUCGAAGAAUUUCAAACCCUACUUCGACUCCUAUCAAAUCAGAUGUGGAAGAAUCGGAAAAAAUCAAUAAUUUUAUAGCAAAUUUAGCUGAUAAUGUUAAAUUUAGUAUACCGCUUAAUGAACAGGAAAAUGUACUGGAACAUGAAAAUGGUCAACAAAUAAACGGAUUGGGUAACACUCCAGGCACAAUCGUUCCUUCAUUUCAUGUAACUUAUUGGAUGUUUUAUCCAUACAGUCAGGGUAAAAAUAUGUGUACCUUAAGCUUAGGCCCUUUUGGUCGUAUACCAUUUCCAGCCGUAUAUGGAUAUUGUUUAGGACGUAAGAAAGAUAUUGGUAGCCAUAUAGGAGAUUGGGAACACAUGACUUUAUAUUUCACUGGAGCUGCUGAGCCUGAAGCAAUGUAUGUUUCGGCCCAUGAUGCUGGAGCCUAUUAUGCCUACAAUCGUUUGACAGGGUCAUUUGAAUUUAAAAGACAAGAGACGCGUAAGGGAAUUUUACAAAGGCCUAAUUUUCCAAAAACAGUAACUACAUUUAACGAUCACCCGGUGCUAUUUGCAGCUAAAGGUUCUCAUGGCUUAUGGACAGCACCAGGUAAACAUCGUUUUGUUAAAGUUGCAAGAUUGUAUGAUAUUAACGGUUUCGGUACACCGUGGAAUACAUGGAAACAUGUCGAAAUAACAUAUGAAAACAUAAAAUCAUACGGUCGCGCUUUGUCACCUUCUUGGCUUUCAUUUAAGGGUAAAUGGGGAAAUCCCAAAAGUAAAUGUCAUCCUUUAAGACGAAUUGGACUAAAUUUUUGUGAAUUUUCGGAUGGCCCUACUGGUAUUCCGCUUAAGGAGCCACAUUUUCAAUGUGGUUCUACAUAUAGACGUUGAUAAAGAAUAACAAUUUUACAUGAUUUAGACAACACACAUUAUGCAGUAUUCUAUGUUUAUUAUUUUAUGGUGGUAAUACAUACAUAUUUAUUUUAGAAACAUUUUGUUGAAUAAAUUGUUUUAUAUAAAAUA